Nerophis lumbriciformis (worm pipefish) is the source of this 1199-nucleotide messenger RNA. It is a transcript of the gene rhno1, whose product is annotated as RAD9-HUS1-RAD1 interacting nuclear orphan 1. Gene Ontology annotation, biological process: cellular response to ionizing radiation; recombinational repair; DNA damage checkpoint signaling. Lineage: Eukaryota; Metazoa; Chordata; Actinopteri; Syngnathiformes; Syngnathidae. Gene Ontology annotation, cellular component: chromosome; nucleus. The record is from RefSeq and is a predicted model, not a curated record.
GACUGACGACAACCAGGAAGUAUAUUGUUCGAAAACUCUGAGAGAGUCAACAAAAGCAGCUUAAAGACAGCAAAACAGAAAGCAAAUGUACAUUAUAAGCAUGUAACACUUGCGAUGUUACAAAAGAAGACCAUCUUUAAGGUCUUCUAAUAUGAUUUCUAUUAAUGCCACGCAAAAACUCAAAGACAGCGAAGCCUCCGUUGCUGUUCGUGGAGCAGCCUCUGUGCGGCGCUGGACUGCAGUCUGGUCCUGAGGUGCGUGCUGCCAUCCAUCCUAAGGAGUAUUUCACAGAAGAAGGCAACAGCAGCACACAUCUUCACUCUUGGGUCACCUCACAGUUUGACACUUCAGUCGCACCACGACGAGGGAGGAGGAGGAGGAGGGGGAAGUGCCGCUCGGUCAGCAGCAUUCUUGACGCUUGCAGCCAACUGCAUAGGAAGACCAACAGCGUGUGCAAGUUCCCCCCGUUGUCGUUCAAGUCCGGGUCAAAGGGGCAGCACCGCGCUCAGCAGGCCGCCAGCAACGUGGCGGAUUUCGGAGGAAAUGGUUUGGAAAACAAUGCAGCGUGCCAGAAGAUGCCAAAGAAAGCGGUAAGAAAAAGGAAGAAUGUGGAGGCUGCUUCUGAUGAUGGCGCUUCCGUGGGCAGCAUCUGCGCGCCACCCAAUGUGGACACUCCUAAAGUAACGCGAGAAGACAAGCGCUCCUUGUCGUCUACUCCUUCUGCGCACUGGAUACUGGCUCAGCCGCGCUCGCCGCCACGUCGUCAAACACCUGACGUUCUCGCGCCGGACACGCCGGAGCGGCACUACGGCGUGAAAGUGACAUGGAGGAGGAGGACAGAUCUGAUGUCGUUGCUCAAGGAGCGAGGCCUGUUGUCGGAAUGUGACGUGCUUAUUGGCAGCUAAACAGUCUGGUUACUUUUGUACAAAAUUAUUGGUUUGACGCAAAAUGGAGGAUUUGUUGUGGUUUAAUUUAUUCAUCAUUCAUUAGGGUCACGGGUGAUCUUGAGCGUGUCACUGUGCAUCCAUCCAUCCAUUUCCUACCGCUUAGGGCCUGGCAAAACCUAAUGAUUGACAAAUCAAGUAUAUGGUUAGUUUUCUGCCAGUAACAUGGAUUUAUAAUUAUGAGUCACUGUGUAACAUCAGUGUCAAAAUAAGUUGAGCAUUUACUCUAAUUGUAUUAUGUAAAAUACAUGGAAU